AGCCGGGGUUCAGCUGCAGUAACACACCGGGUACCGUUGGACACCCCCAGCUCCGCUCUGCUCCACGGAGAGGAACACUGACAGAGAUACAACAAUGAGAGAAGCAUCGCACUGCUCUCACAUGGCGUGAUUGUUUCACAGAUUAACUGUGCGAGAAGUUGCCGCGGAGUCCCUGAUGGAGAAUCCCCAGACAGACGACACACUGGAAGUCAUUCAGACGCCCUCUAUCCCGUAGCGAGCGCACGCCGUUCACCAUGUUCCACCAAGCCGCCGAGGAGGCCAGCGGGAACGCCAGCUGCGAGGAGCAGCCCUCGCCCGUCCCCUCCUCCUCCUCCGCUGCCGCCUGCAACUCCAGCGCGGGCGGGGGAGGGGGGGACGCGCUCCUGCUGCCCACCUUCUCCACCGCCGCCAAGGCGCGGGUCGUCAUCACCUUCACCCUGUGCGCCGUGUCCGCCGUGUGCAACCUGGCCGUGCUGUGGGCCGCCAGCCACGGCGGCCGCCGCAAGUCCCACGUCCGCAUCCUGAUCGUGAACCUGACGGCGGCCGACCUGCUGGUCACCUUCAUCGUGAUGCCCGUGGACGCGGCGUGGAACAUCACCGUGCAGUGGCAGGCGGGAGACGUGGCCUGCCGGGCGCUCAUGUUCCUCAAGCUGGUGGCCAUGUACUCGUGCGCCUUCGUCACCGUGGUGAUCAGCCUGGACCGCCACUCGGCCAUCCUCAACCCGCUGGGCAUCAGCGAGGCCAAGAGGAGGAGUCAGAUCAUGCUGUCGGUGGCGUGGACCAUGAGCGUGCUGCUCUCGCUCCCGCAGAUCUUCAUCUUCCACAACGUGACCAUCACGGUGCCAGAGCGCUUCACCCAGUGCACCACUCGCGGGAGCUUCGUGCAGCACUGGCAGGAGACUGUCUACAACCUGUUCACCUUCGUGUGUCUCUUCCUGCUGCCCCUGGUCAUCAUGAUCUUCUGCUACGCCCGCAUCCUGGUGGAGAUCUCCAGCCGCAUGGGGAGAGGCAGCCGGCUCUCUCGAGAGGUCCACCUCCGCCGCUCGCACAACAACAUCCCCAAAGCCCGCAUGAGGACCUUGAAGAUGAGCAUCGUCAUCGUCACGUCCUUCAUCGUUUGCUGGACCCCCUACUACCUGCUGGGCCUGUGGUACUGGCUGUUCCCUGAGGACAUGGAGGAGACCGUGUCCCACUCGUUGACGCACAUGCUGUUCAUUUUCGGCUUGUUCAACGCCUGCCUGGACCCCAUCACGUACGGCCUCUUCACCAUCCACUUCCACCACGGCCUCAAGAGGCAUCACUUGAAUGCCGCCGCCGCCACGGCGACCGCCUCGGCGACCGCCUCGGCGACCGCCUCGGCCGACCACAACAACCGGUUGCCCUCCAGGGCUCUGCACAUGCGCCGGCUCCCCGCUCACAGGCCGACGGCGGGCCCCGUCGAUGGCAGCGAGCAGAGGGGCCAGCAGGAGGAGACCUGCCACAGCGUUAAGAGUAGCUUUGUGUCCGUUAGCAACGGGAGCCAGGACGACGCCCAGAAGUCCGGCCCCAUCAGCCAGGUGUAAUGAGUUAGAAUAACGUUCCUGAAUCGCUGCCACAUGGAGCGCCGGAAUGUGUGCAAAAGAGAUUGGUUUAGUUGUAAGGACUUUGAAAUACUUGACUAUUAAAAAUAAUAAAGUGUUGUAAUGUUUUAUUUUCAGAGGAGGCUUGCUGAUGCAGAGGAAGUUACAAUAUGACGUGAUUUGUCCAGCAGAAUGUACAAUUAUGUGGUUUGCUUUUGUGGUGUGCUUUGUGUGAAACUGUUUGGGCGCAGUAUUUAUAAUGUUUUGUUAUUAUAGAUACCUAUUAUAAUUAUGAAAAUACACACGAAGCACAACCAUCCUAGUCGAUAUAAGGCCAUGUUAUAUUGUGCAAUUAUCUUUAACUGUUCAAAUUAAUUUACGUAAUGUUACAUAUGAACUUACUGUUAAAUUGUUUUGAAUUGUUGAAUGUGGGAACAGCAAUUCAUAUUUUCUGUACUUUUUGCUGCUGUAAUGAUGAGGUGUGAACUACAAAAAACGUAUAAUUUCAGGACAAAUUGUACCUGGAGUAUACUAAGAAUUUGAUGAGCUCACACCCCUUCUUCUGUUCUCUCGAAAUAAUCAAUAGCAUAUAAGAUGUGGAUAAUUGCAUGCCAUCGAUGUGUGCAAAUGCAGCACAUGGAGUUGUACACAUUCGUAUCGAUAUUUUUAUAUGCUGUCUGUGAUGCAAAAACCAUACGUUAUCUUCCCAGUGUGGGAAAAUAAAACCAAAACAUCAAUCACGCCUA
Molecule: messenger RNA, 2305 nt
Organism: Gadus morhua (Atlantic cod)
Lineage: Eukaryota; Metazoa; Chordata; Actinopteri; Gadiformes; Gadidae
Gene: gnrhr4
Product: gonadotropin releasing hormone receptor 4
Exons: 4
Coding region: 255-1562 (435 amino acids)
Biological process (GO): G protein-coupled receptor signaling pathway; cellular response to hormone stimulus
Cellular component (GO): plasma membrane
Molecular function (GO): protein-hormone receptor activity; G protein-coupled receptor activity; peptide binding
Source: RefSeq, a predicted model, not a curated record